ACCAGAACCACAAAAGGGUAAAAAAUGGGUAAAAGCAGAACGGGGUCAAACCAGAGCCGGGUUCCAGGGGCCGUUCGUGGCUCUGUCGUUUGCACCGAACCCGCCAGGGGGCGCCUCGCAGCGCAUGCGCACAGCGCCGGCGGAAGCGGCGGGACCGGCAGCGCUGGCGGCGGAGCAGCAGCAGCAGCAGCAGCACCGGGGGAGCGGCGGCGGCGCCCGGGUGGGGCUGUGCCUGCUGUGCGGGCUGCCCGCGGCCGGCAAGUCCACCCUGGGCCGCGCCCUGAGCCGCCGGCUGCCGCAGCGGCCCGGCUGGGCCUGCGCGCUACUCGCCUACGACGAGCUCAUCCCGCCCGAGGCCUUCCGCACCAGCCCGUCCCCAUUGCUGCCCGGCUGGAAGCAGAGCCGCCGCGAGCUGCUGCAGUGCCUGGAGGGGCUCCUGCGGGCGCUGCUCACCGGGGCGCCGCUGCCCGGCCCCGCGCAGCCGGGCUGGCCGCGCUUCCUGGGCUGCUGCCGCCGGGAGGGGCUGCUGCCCGCCGCCCGCGGCGACGCCGGAGCCGCCUCCCGGCCGCUCGUCCUCCUGCUGGAUGACAACUUCUAUUACCAGAGCAUGCGCUACGAGGUGUACCAGCUGGCCCGCAAAUAUUCCUUGGGCUUCUGCCAGUUAUUUUUAGAGUGUCCAGUGGAAUGCUGCCUGCAGAGGAACCGCCUCAGAAGUGAUCCUGUGCCUGAGCAGACCAUACAAUUAAUGGCAAGGAAAAUAGAAAUGCCAGAUCCCAGGAAAAACACCUGGGAGCAGCACAGCCUCAUUCUGAGCAGUUCUGAUGGCGUCUCAGAGGAUGAUGAGCAGAUCAUGAACUUGCUGGCCACAGCUUUGGAAAAUCCAGAGAGGCCAAAUGAGGAAGACACAGAUCAGAAGGAGGCAGCUCGAGCCAUCUGUGCAGCCAGUGCUGUCCAUCAGGCUGACCAGGCAUGCAGGAGAGCCAUCUCUGAGGCCAUGCAGGAUGCCAAAGGUAAAAACAUUCUCCCGAGUGAGAUGAAGAGCCUGGCAGAAGAACUCAACAAACUGAAAGCAGAAUUUUUGGAAGACUUGAGGCAAGGAAAGACUUUGAAAACCCAAUAUUCUGACCCUGCUACAAGUGUUAUUUCUUCAUUCCAACGUGAGGCAACCAAGGUAGUAAAUAAAUAUAUUUUAAAAUAAUGAUAUAGAGAAUGUUGGGUGUUUAGGAGUCCCAAGUGUUUCUGAGCACUGCUGCUGAGAGAUCUGAGGUGCAGAUCCCUUCUCUGGAGCCCCUGUGCCUCCACUCCCCAUGACAUGGAAGAGAAACACUUUAAUCAAGUCUAACCAAGCUGUUCUUGGCUGUGGAGAUCAAGCCAAGAGCAAACCAUCCCAAGAUUUAAGUUUCACAGCAUCAGAAAAAAUUAACCCAGAAGGAGCACUUGGGAAAUCACCAGCUCCAUCCCUGGAAGGAUAUGCAAUUAAGAAUUGACAUGGGACCUAAUUAGAAAGUGUUAUUUUAUUCAUAUCUUACAAAAGCAAUGCUUCACAACAUGAACUACACGAGAUAGAGUUAUUUCAGAAUAAACCUUGUCGUCUCAGAAACGUUCACUAACAUUAAAAUUUAUUUUACAACUCUAACAGCUUUCAUUUUUGCAUAAAAUCUGCUCUUUACACUGAAAUACAUAUUAUUAACAAAGUAGGUACUUAGAAGCACAUACACAAAGAUUGCUCAAUGAAAGAGAUGCUUUAGCAGGAGAGAGAUUUCCUGCAGCAAAACAUCAUUUGCUGUAGAUUUUCAAAGAAGCUUGAAAUUAGUAGAGAACUUGCCAGUGAAGACUUCUAAAUUACAUUCCCUUUGUCAAAAAGAAACAAAAAGCAAACCCCCAAAACAUUCUGGAACAAAACAAACAGUAACAGAUUAUUUGGCUGGCAAACACUUCUGGAAAGUGUCCCAGCACUGAGUUUUAUUAUUAAAAAGCCAAUCAACAUUUUAUGUCUAAAUCCUCUUCAUCUAAACAUGUGUCUGUGAAAAAACCAAAUAUUUUUCCUAUUGCCUCCUUCACAGCUGAAUAUUAACUGAGAUAAUGAAGAUGUUCAAAUAUUCAAAUGUUCAUUGGAAUAUUCAGUCUCAAAACAGUAAGUGUGUAUUAAGAGUGCUAUAAAUAGUGCACGUUAGAAAUGUCCACAAAGCUAUAAAAUAAUCUGUGACAAUAAAAACAAAACCCCCACAAAGUUCAUGUUUUGCAACUACAGAACUUAACAGAACUGAGCUAUGGAAAAAUUCCGUCUCCUCUCCAAACCUCCAUUAAUAACAGUUAAAAUGCUAAUCACCUUAUAAUGUGAGGAUUUGGGUUUUCAAAAAAACCACCAAGAGUGCAGAGUAGCACAUGGAGGACUCAAUAUGAAAAGUUCUUUUAACAAAGGACUCAAUCCCAGAAUCCUGGACAAGUCUCCCUCACUGACUCUGGGUAAGGCCUGCUUGUGUAAGGGAUUACACUUGGAAAGAAUUUGCCAGUACCAGCUCUGGUCUCUAAAUUACAGUUAAUAGUAUGUGUAAAUUAUGAAAAAUAGGAAAAUACACCUUCUAAAGCUCCUCAGCUGACAGGAGGGGACAGUGAUGUCAGGGCAGUGUUUGGCACAACAGAACACACAGUGUGAUCAUGGAACUGGAACAGUCCUGGGAAGGACACAGGGAUCUACCCCAGCACCAAAGCUGCUGCUGCUGCCCUGUAAUGAUGAGUUUCCCAAGGAAACACAGAAAAGAGUUUUUUCAUUCCUCAACAGUUCAGAGAUGUCCCAACUAAUCUUUCCCUUAGUCACUCCAGAGCAGAACCAAUGGUGUCCAGGCAGCAGCAGGAAAAUCCUUCCAAACAAUGAUUUGCAAGGCUUGGGGAUAGAUUUUUUUCACUCUGAGUUCUGUUGUUAAGAACAUACAUUCCCCACAAUGGGAUCCCCUCCUAAACAAGGGCCCCUUUUCCAUGAGAUCCUGCAGGCUUCCUCCUGCUCCCAACUCCUCCAUUAGUGACCUGUCCUGAGUUCUGCCCAAGGCCAUCGUGGUUCAGGAGUCAUUUCUCUAAAUCACCAAAUGAUGGGACAAAGAGAAGCCUUUAACAAUGUGAACACUGCCAACAGCAGCCUCAGAGCUCAGAAACCACAUCUGUGCCCGUGGAAAUGACUCCUUCUGCAAAACCAGCAGGGGAAAAUCCACAAGCCAAGGAGCAAUUGGCUGCUUUGAUCACUCAGUACUGAAAGGUGCUCCCUGGAGCACCAGCAUGCCACAAGUUUCCUUGGGAAUGCCAGAGCUUAGGAAUAGGAGAGUGCAUCAUCUACCAAAAACGCAAGGAAAACCACUUCCAUAAAUUACUACUUGUAAAGUCUUGCAGUCUUCUCUUAACACUACAUUUGAGCCAGAUUUAAAUUGUAGAAUUGUUCAAUGUGUGAUCCAAAGAGAGCUACCAUUUCUGCCCUCUUUGACUGGAAAAAAUUUUGAUUCCAAAACCUGUCCAGAAGCAGUAACUUCUAACUGGAUUCCAGUUCAGUCAGCUUUUACUCCUUAAAAUAAAGGAUGUUUACACACACAGACUUGCAGUUUUACUUAUAAAAUAAAUCUAAAAAGUAUAAAGCAACAAUGAAUUUUUUUGGAAUUACAGAGUGUCCUGAUGAAAAAUGCAAAUUACAUGCUGUCUUACAAAUCCAGCAAAACAAAUUCUGAACCAGGCCUGAAAACAAAACAAUUUUUAGGGAUGACAGUGUUAUUGUUCAUCAUCACUACAGUGGAACCACUCCAGUGGAAGAUUUCUAACCUCAUUACUUCAAGGCUGCACAGCCAAGAAAGAACCCAGUUCCUCAAGCACAGAAAUUCAACAGUAGGUCAGUCAGGCAGACAGAAACACGUCUGGUAUCCAAAUUUCUAUUUAAUUAAAGUCAAAAUUACUUCUACAGCUCAAAUUCUUACACAGGUGGUUUUCCUGCAUUGAUCUCACCCUGAUCAAUCCAAGUUUUUCCAUUGGUUUCAGGAAGUUUUAGCAUAAAAAUAUAAAUUUGAAUAAGCCAAAUAUUUCCUAUUGAGAUUCCAACCUCUGACUUGUGGAACAUUAAUAAAUCUCCUUGCUGUUAACAAAACAUGGUUGGCUGAUAGAAAAAGGGGAAUAGAUAAGGGAAGCUUUAAUUUGUCUCAAGUAGGACAAACCAAGGUAAAAGUGCAUGUCUAAAUAUGGGAAAAGUAACAGUUCUUCUUUUAUUUUUUUGAUGUCUCAAAUUCCUAUCUAGCACAUAAAGUUAUUAUUCAUUUUAAUUAGAUGUUUUAAUCAGUUUUAUGUUAAAGUGCCUGUCCUUUAGCCUGAGGACUUCUAAAGAUGAGUGUACACUAUGAAACAAAAUAAACAACUUCAGUUAUCAUUUGCCAUCCACAAUUCCUAAAAACAACUUCAGUGUAGUCAGUCAGUUUUCCUUUGCAUCCUACAUGGAGCCCAGAAAAAGCCAGAGGUCCUUCCCCUUAUUCCCAGCACACCCAAAGGACAUCAAACCUGGGAGAGGGGACAAACCAGGCCUCCAAGUCAGCUAAAAUUUACAAUAAACUGGAUUACACAACUCUCAAAAAUACAGGCAACCUCUCAGUUGUAGCCUGGCCCAACAUAAAACUGAACAAAGAAGUUUGAUUUGUAAACUUGUUUGUUUCUAUCAGAACUUCUAUCAGCAGGACAGAAGUUUAAUUGUGCAAAUUUUAAAUAUCUGUACAACUCAGUUUAAGGCAGUUAGAAAUCUCACAGAAUAUAUAUUAGUUCUACAGGCUCUUCUUUAUGUCUCUAAAAAUUGCCUCCUCUGAAAAACAAUGACAUGGAAAAUUUUGUAGAGUGUAGGUAAAAUAAGGUAUCUUUUUUGUUUCCAUAA
Messenger RNA from Serinus canaria (Common canary), 4888 nucleotides. It is a transcript of the gene PSTK, whose product is annotated as phosphoseryl-tRNA kinase. Gene Ontology annotation, molecular function: kinase activity; tRNA binding. The transcript is spliced from 6 exons. NCBI's taxonomy places the organism in Eukaryota, Metazoa, Chordata, Aves, Passeriformes, Fringillidae. The record is from RefSeq and is a predicted model, not a curated record. Bases 125 to 1198 code for a protein of 357 amino acids.